AUGGCUAACAAGCCCACGCGAUGCGCGACCAAGGCCGCCAAGAGCGCGUCCGCACGUCUCUGUGCGGACGCCGAAGCAGAAACCACAGCAACUGAUGUCUCAUCGGUUGCUGAAGCGACUCAGCUUGUGUCACUUGGUGAUGCAGGCGCUGGUCAUGAAGACACUCAUGUCUUCACAGAGUAUGAGCUCGGAGUCUCAUACUCUCCUGAUACGGAAGACGGAUCCGUAUCAACGGCGAUCGAAUCCAAGCCGCCUGCCAAGCGUGGCAUGGAUGAUGCUUUGCGUCGUAGCAUCUUUGGUUCAUCUGAUGAAUCAGAUGAACCACCGCCGAAGCGUGCCAGUCCUUCUGUCGGCACAUCGCAGGAAGAGCGGGACCGCAAUGACUUGCGUCUCGCUCCCGAGAAGAAGGCAUGGAUGCCUCCAAAGUCAGUCAUGGAUCACUUGUCGGCGACGACGAGUGAUCGUUAUCGAACACGGUUGUUCGAUUCGUCAAGGAUCCAUCACCUUGACCCCAGCGCGAAAAGCUAUCGCACUGAACAAACUAUCGCACUGAACAUCGAUGCUUUCUUUAAACAUCGAUGGUACAGUGGAAAUCACAAGCGUGAUGGUCCCUCACUACUUCAAGCGUGGAACGCCUACAUCCAUAACCUUGAGGAUGUAGGUCGUGACGUUUGGAACGACAAACUUAUCAAAGCUCGUGAUAAGUUUGAAAAGCGAACCCCGACAGGUGCACGCUACAAGCUGCAUCGUCUGUCAAGGGAGAAAGGAUUACCUUGCCUCUCUUGGGGAGACUCGUGCCCAUGUUGUGUGAACAACUCUGCACGAGCACCUAAGGAGGCUUACCUCCUUACUAGCCCGUGGUGGCGCGUACGUAUCUCUAGUGAGAUGUACGAAGGGAUUGACAACCUGAAAUUCCUUUACGACCGUGCCGGGAAGACUUUCUCCGGCGGUCCUUCUGCGGCACAGGAUGUGCCGCGUCGUACUGCUCAACCAGACCCAGUACGUCAACCAUCACUUGGGAGCGGGGCUCCCAAGUAUCCCAGGACGGGGGAUAGCCGCGCCACCGGGCGAGGUAACUCGUCCGACGUCCGUUCACGUCGCGGUGGUUCAACAGCUGCUCUACUAGAUAGCGCUGGCCACCGCGAGAGUCCUCUAAUGGAGGUGGAGGAGGAGGGAAUACGCUCUCCACACGAUCGUGGGGAUCCGUGUGUUCCCGAGAGCUUCUUUGAUCGCGUAACUCUUGCGUUGCGCGGCGAUCUCGAACACGAGCGGAAUAGGCGUCUCCAAAUGGCGGACACUGUCUCGAAGCAUCGAGCUGAGUUUGCCUUUGCUCAGCUUGAGAGCGAGAGAGCUCUGACAUCUCUUCGUGACGAGCUAAGGGUAGCUCGUGGGAUUGUUGAUCGGUCUCGGGAUGAGAUAGCUGCUCUUCAGACCCUUGUUGAUGCCCACCAUCGGGAGCACAAGGCUCUCUGCGAGAUGCUUGAGCGCAAGGGCGUUCUUCAUCGGAAGAAGCAGCGUACUGAUGGUACGGCUUAA
Molecule: messenger RNA, 1536 nt
Organism: Peronospora matthiolae
Lineage: Eukaryota; Oomycota; Peronosporomycetes; Peronosporales; Peronosporaceae
Source: the annotation of a GenBank genome assembly